CGGGCUAAUUCAUGUUAUUUUUUGGUUCAAAAAAUCCGUUGAAAAAUUACUUAACAAGAAAUUACUGCAAAAAUUUCAUUUAAUUUAAUUCAUAUCAAAAUCAUCCAAUUUAGAGCUCUAGCUUAGCAGAUAUCAUUCACAACUUGAUAUAAAGGCAGUAAGGAUCAAAGAUGCCAAAUUAUACAGUAAAAGUUAAAUGGAAUAAGGAAACAUUUACAAAUGUUGUUGUAAAUACCGACGAAAGUGUCUUAGAAUUCAAGGCUCAGCUAUUUACCUUAUCAUGUGUACCAGUCGAGCGUCAAAAGAUUAUGUGUGCUGGAAAGACUCUUAAAGACGACGAGUGGAACAUCCCAUUGAAAAAUGGCGCUGUGAUUCUUUUAUUAGGAACAUCAGAAGAGAUCUUAGUGGCACCAGUUGAGAAAACGAAAUUUAUUGAGGAUAUGAGUGAAAGUGAGCUUGCUCAAGCUAUUGAACUGCCGCCAGGCUUAGUAAAUUUAGGCAAUACUUGUUAUUUAAAUGCUGUGGUUCAAUGUCUUCGAUCGGUUCCGGAGUUGCGUGAAUGUUUAAAAGAGUUUAAGCAAGAAGCUGGCUUUGCAGCACCGCAAUCAAUUACUCUUGCAAUGAAAGGUGUUUUCGACCAAAUGGAAAGAAGUGCAACGGUUACGCCAAUUAUGUUAUUGCAGACAUUACAUGCUGUAUUUCCACAAUUCGCUCAAACUGGCGAGAAAGGAACAUAUCGUCAACAAGAUGCAAAUGAAUGCUGGGUUGAAUUAUUAAAAAUGCUCCAACAAAAACUGCCGACUCGUAAUAGUGAAACAAGCACAACAUCGUAUCCAUCAUUUAUUGAGCAAUUUUUCGGCGGUACUUUUGACUGCUCUAUGAAAUGUACUGAAUCUGAAGACGAGGAACCGUCAAAGUUGAAGGAGAACUUUCUUCAAUUAAGCUGUUUUAUUAAUCAGGAAGUAAAAUAUAUGCACAGUGGUUUACGUUUACGCUUAAAUGAACAAAUAACAAAGCGCUCACCUACGCUCGAACGUGAUGCUAUUUAUACGAAACAGUCACUCAUUAGUCGAUUGCCAGCAUAUUUAACCAUUAAUUUUGUUAGAUUUCAAUAUAAAGGAAAGGAAGGUAUUAAUGCAAAGGUAUUAAAGGAUAUUAAAUUUCCACUCGAGUUUGAUGCUUUUGAUCUUUGUUCUCCCGAAUUGCAACAAAAAUUGAUUCCAAUGAGAACAAAGUUCAAGGAAAUUGAGGAUGCAGCUGUAAUAGAAAAGGAUCAAAUUAAGAUGAAAGGCGAUAAGGUUGAGGAGAAGAAGACACGAGCAUUGCAGUACUAUUUUGACGAGGAUUUAGGAAGCAAUAAUUCUGGCUUUUAUACAUUACAAGCUGUUUUGACUCAUCAAGGUCGAAGUUCAUCGUCUGGACAUUAUGUGGGCUGGGUUAGACAUAAAGGCGAUAAAUGGCAUAAAUUUGACGAUGACACAGUCACGCCAAUGGCUUCUGAUGAAAUUCUUCGCUUGUCUGGCGGUGGAGACUGGCAUGUUGCUUAUUUGCUUCUCUAUGGCCCAAAAAUCUGCAAUGAACCAAUCGAAGAAAGUAAGGAAGAGGCCACACCAAUGUCAGUCGAUUAAGCAUCAAACUUUUAUUAAUUUUUAUUGAUUUAAACAUUUGUAAUUUCAUUAAUAAAUCAUGUUUAUAAAAAGGUCCUCUAGUAUGACACAUGUGCAUUAGUAUUGAUGGUGUCUCACUAAAUGGCAUGCAAACUUUUUGGCAAAUAAACAAUUGUGUUUAAAUUAUUAGAUUUGGGGUUGUUCGGAGA
This is a messenger RNA of Chironomus riparius, 1816 nucleotides long. Lineage: Eukaryota; Metazoa; Arthropoda; Insecta; Diptera; Chironomidae. The record is from the annotation of a GenBank genome assembly.